Messenger RNA from Enhydra lutris kenyoni (northern sea otter), 4332 nucleotides. Its product is annotated as poly(A) polymerase gamma. Lineage: Eukaryota; Metazoa; Chordata; Mammalia; Carnivora; Mustelidae. The transcript has 23 exons. The coding region runs from base 226 to 2667 and encodes 813 amino acids. Gene Ontology annotation, cellular component: nucleus. Gene Ontology annotation, molecular function: poly(A) RNA polymerase activity; RNA binding. The record is from RefSeq and is a predicted model, not a curated record.
GGAAGCGGCGCCAUAUUGGCGUCGGCCGCGCUGUAUUGUCAUAAAUAGAGCCGGUUUUGUGGUGUUUUCACUACUCGGUUGGAUGCCUCGGCCGUAGUAAGUGAGAAAGUGAGCGAGCAAGCGAGCUACAAGCGACCGGGGGAAAGUCGACAAGAGGAGAAGGGAAGAGCAAGAACUUGGCUCCAGAGAGAAAGAUACUCGCCGGUGUGGGAGACGCAGGAAGCGAUGAAAGAGAUGUCUGCAAACACCAUGCUGGACAGCCAGCGUCAACAAAAGCAUUAUGGAAUCACUUCUCCAAUUAGUUUGGCAUGUCCUAAAGAAAUUGAUCAUAUUUACACACAGAAAUUAAUUGAUGCUAUGAAACCAUUUGGAGUGUUUGAAGAUGAGGAAGAAUUGAACCACAGGCUUGUUGUUCUUGGUAAAUUGAACAAUUUAGUAAAAGAAUGGAUUUCUGAUGUCAGUGAGAGUAAGAAUCUCCCACCUUCUGUUGUGGCUACUGUUGGUGGUAAAAUUUUCACGUUUGGCUCCUAUAGGCUUGGAGUACACACCAAAGGAGCUGACAUUGAUGCACUUUGUGUAGCUCCAAGACAUGUGGAGAGAUCUGAUUUUUUUCAGUCUUUUUUUGAAAAACUGAAACAUCAAGAUGGCAUUAGAAACUUAAGAGCUGUAGAAGAUGCCUUUGUACCUGUUAUAAAAUUUGAAUUUGAUGGAAUUGAAAUUGAUCUAGUCUUUGCAAGACUGGCAAUUCAAACCAUAUCAGAUAAUUUAGAUCUAAGAGACGACUCUCGACUGAGAAGCCUUGAUAUAAGGUGUAUUCGCAGCCUAAAUGGAUGUAGAGUUACUGAUGAAAUUUUGCAUUUAGUGCCAAAUAAAGAAACUUUUAGACUCACCCUGAGAGCAGUCAAAUUAUGGGCAAAACGACGUGGUAUUUAUUCCAACAUGCUGGGAUUCCUUGGUGGUGUCUCCUGGGCAAUGCUAGUUGCAAGAACUUGUCAAUUAUACCCAAAUGCAGCAGCUUCUACUUUAGUUCAUAAGUUCUUUUUAGUUUUUUCUAAGUGGGAAUGGCCAAAUCCUGUGCUGCUGAAGCAACCAGAAGAAAGCAAUUUAAAUUUGCCUGUUUGGGAUCCUCGGGUAAAUCCAUCAGAUAGGUAUCAUCUCAUGCCCAUAAUCACCCCUGCCUACCCACAGCAGAAUUCUACGUAUAAUGUGUCCACCUCAACUCGAACAGUAAUGGUAGAAGAAUUUAAACAAGGUCUUGCAGUCACAGAUGAAAUCCUUCAAGGGAAAUCAGACUGGUCCAAACUACUUGAGCCACCAAAUUUUUUUCAAAAGUAUAGACAUUAUAUAGUAUUGACUGCCAGUGCAUCAACAGAAGAAAACCAUCUAGAGUGGGUUGGAUUAGUGGAAUCUAAAAUUCGUGUGCUUGUUGGAAACUUGGAACGAAAUGAAUUUAUUACUCUUGCCCAUGUAAAUCCCCAGUCAUUCCCAGGAAAUAAGGAACAUCAUAAAGACAACAAUUACAUAUCAAUGUGGUUCCUUGGAAUAAUUUUUCGGAGAGUAGAAAAUGCAGAAAGUGUCAACAUAGACUUGACCUAUGAUAUACAGUCAUUUACUGAUACAGUGUACAGACAGGCAAAUAAUAUAAACAUGCUAAAGGAAGGAAUGAAAAUUGAAGCAACUCAUGUUAAAAAAAAGCAGCUUCAUCACUACCUUCCAGCAGAGAUUCUUCAAAAGAAGAAAAAGCAAAGUCUUUCUGAUGUUAGUCGAAGUUCAAGUGGACCACAAUCCAAAAGAUCAUCUCUAGAUAGCAAUUGUUUGGAUAGCUCCAGGGACACUGAUAAUGGAACACCUUUUAAUUCCCCAGUGUCUACAAACAAACCUUCCAAGCCUGACAUUCCUCCUUCAGGAGAAACAGAAAGGAGUAAUGCUGAGCCUGCUGCUGUCAUUGUGGAAAAGCCACUGAGUGUCCCCCCAGCACAAGGACUAUCUAUCCCAGUCAUUGGUGCAAAAGUUGAUUCUGCAGUAAAAGCUGUAUCACCCCCAGCUGUGUGCACCAUUCCUACUGUAGUGGGACGAAAUGUCAUUCCUAGAAUCCCGACACCCCACAACCCUGCCCAGGGACAACCACAUCUUAAUGGAAUGUCAGCUAAGAAUGUUACACACAAGAGAUCCCAUUCCCCAUCCAUAGAUGGGUCUUCUAAGAGGUUGAAAGAUAUAGAAAAGUUUAUUCGGCUUGAAUCAACGUUUAAGGAAUCACGUGCUCCUGAAGAUAGAAAAAGAAAAGCAAUGGAUGCCAUUGGAGGAGAAUGUAUGCCUAUUCCAACAAUUGAUACAUCUCGCAAAAAGAGACUACCCAGUAAAGAACUACCAGAUUCAUCAUCUCCGGUUCCAGCAAAUAACAUCCGAGUCAUCAAAAAUUCCAUUCGACUGACCCUUAAUCGAUGCCGUAGCAUUCUCUCAUUGAUUGCUACAUGCACUUCUGUGAGGAUCACCUGCUAUCAAAUUGUCAUCUACAAUAUUACGGCUUUGCGUUGGAGGUUUUACUGCCUUAACUUUCGAUGCUUGUUUCUCUGUUGUGGGAACCAGUUCUUGGCUCUUUGGACACGGAUAAAACAAGUCCUGAACUUUUUCUUUCUUUCUUUCUUUCUUUUUUUUUUUUUUUUUUAAGUCUUAUGUUAUAAUCAUUGUAUAGUACUGAAAAAGUUGAAAACAAAACAAAAAAAAUUGUCUUGUAAUUUUCCAAAUGUUAAUACAUUUACUUUAGCAUUGAAGCCACUUUGUGAAACCUGAGAUAAAUGAAUGUGAGGUAUCUUUUCUGCUUUUCUCGUUUGUGUAGAUGUACUUAUUGUCUAUUCUGUUGAUUUAAAUUAUUUUUUUUUCCAGAAUGGCACAUGGAAUAUUUAAAUUUCUAUUUUUUUUUUUUGUGCCUUUCUGUCCAAGUGUUGCAUAGUUACCAGGGAGGAUUAGUCCAGUGAUUACAUAAGAGUUGGGCACCAUAAAUUCUCUAUAUUUUGCCUCCCAUGGAGGCCUUUGAAAUGCAUCUUUAUAAAGAAUCAGAAUAUAACCAAGAUACUGAAAGUCAGUAUAUGAAUGGUAAAAUUGUUACAUAUCCUAGCUCAUGCCAUUCUUGUUAGUUGACUGGUAUUUUUUACUGAGGAGCAACUCAUUCCAGCACCAACAAUAAGAUACCUUGAAGUAUGGCAAGCUUGUAUUUUUAAGGUGUAAAAAUAACUUGGCAUGGUAAUUCUUGACCAUUACUUACCCCACAACUUCAAACAGUUUCUUCAUGGACUAGGCAUGCAGAAAUAAGCAGUGGAUUUUACUGAAACCUAAAGGCAUUUUUGAAUGACAUUGUUACCAACCAUUAAUUGGCUCAGGACCUUUGUAAUUUUUAUUUAACUAUAUGAGUUGUCUUUUUUUACACUGCUUUUUCAAUGCAUUUCUUAAUAUUUUUUAAGUUUCAUGAACGCAUGCUCAGUUUAUUAAAAUCCAUAACCAUGUAAUUCUUGUAAUAUGUUGAUUCAGUGUUUUGUAAAUGAAGUCGUAUGUAUUUUCAGAGUAUUUUUGUAUGUACUGUAAGAUACCAUCUUUUCAAAGAGAAAACUUUAAAACCUUUACUGUCUCUCUUUAGUCUAAUUUUUUAAAUAUGGAUUAUGCUUGAAUUAUUCUUAAAUGUAUAGAUUGCACAGCCAGGAAUGCUAGUAUUUAUUACCUUCUUCAGCUGUCACUCGGCAAUAAUAGGUUCUGGUAGGAAAGACACAAAAUGGUACAUUUGAAUAGUGCAGGGAAAUUACUUGGUUAUAUAUUUUAUAGGAUUUGUGGGACUCACUUAGCCCAAGGAGUAAUAAUCUGUAAUCUCUUGCAGGCCCCUUACCACUCAGUUGAAAUGCUUGGAAUUCUGAUAGAGCAAUAGCCUUCCCCCUUACCUGUUCCUGAUCCCUAGGUUGCUGAAAUGGAAAUUCUAGCUUUUAACUCUUAAAAGGAAAACUUAGAAGAGCAAGGAAGAAGUAAUGAUUGUUCCAUUAUUCACUUUUUACAUAGCAAAAGACAAGAAUGAAAUCCUGUAAGUCAAAAUGUAGCUCACUUGGAAAGCUCUUUUAGCUGACUCUUUUCCUCUAUUCAGAUAUUCUGAUAUUUAUUCCAUAAAUACUCCUUGAGCAAAAGUAAAUGGUUAUGAAAGGACUAAUAACUGCCACCUGACUUCAGACUUUGAAAAAUUCUUAAGAUUGGAGUAAAUUUUAUAUAUGUGAUAUGUUUGCAUUUCUGUGUUUAACAUCUACCUAUUUUCCCCUUUGAUUAUCAGUCUUCAGGGUCUCUAAGAAAUUCUCAUGU